AUGGAAAUCGCUCUCUUGCCAGAAUUUGGAUGGUCUAUUAAGAACUCUCCAGUUUAUGGACCUGGAUCUGUAUUUCAAGGAUUUGUCAAAGCAAAAUUUACAGAAGAGCAAUUAAGAAAAGCUGAUAGACUUCGUAUCGUAUUUCAUGCUACUGAAUCUAUCUACAGCUCAGCAUACAUCAUUCCCAUAUACAACAAUCAACUUUUUGGCACACAAAAGACUCUUUGGAAGCGAAAAAAUAAUAUGGAACAAACUUCACUCAAAUGGGAACCUGGAGUGCAAGCAUCUAUCCCUUUCAUCGUUCAAUUACCCCUCGUUCAGUUUCCUCCUUCAGCCAACAUCACAUCAGAUGGGAAAGAGAUGUCUUACCAAUGUAGACAAGUACUUUCCGCCUAUCUAGACGAUUCAGAAGCUAGUGUGAUCGCAAAAUGUCACAAAUCAAUCAACUAUAUACCAUUUGUUGAAACAGGUAUAUCUAAAAAACCAAUCAAUAUAUCAAACUUGGAGAAAACACCAUUACCCGAUAAUGAUAAUACAAAACAGCCUUCGGUUAAUGUGAACCUCCAUUCACUUGAUUAUAUAUCUGGAGAUAAGAUACCUUUGUCCUUGACAUUCCAUCAUAUACCCAAAAAAUCAAUUGAUUCUGUUUCCUUCAGACUGUAUCAAGUCCAGACUUGGAAUAAAAUCACUAGAAGUGAAAAGUCAAUGAAGGGUGAAUUCAGAUCAAAACACCUUGUCUCUCAGAAUACUAUCAAUUCAUUAUCAGAGUCAGCAAUCAUUGAAAGUGGCGGCAACAGUGUUAAGUCUUCUCUCAGCACUUCUCUACAGAUUCCAGUAGAUACCUUGCCUACAUUCACCUAUAGUCCUGUCUUUUCGCUCUACUAUUCACUAGAAAUCACAAUCACGAAAAAGGGAAAACUCUGGUCUCAUAAACUUGAUCUCAAUCAUGUCCCUAUCAAGAUUGGUACGCUUGGGUAUGGUAUUAGAUCAUCAGAAGAAAUCAAGAUUUACUCUGUAUUUGCUAGUGUAUUUGAUCAUCAAGCAAACCAAAGACAAGGUACAGUCCUGCCUGUGCCACGGUUUUUAAAUGUAAUUGAAUAUGAAGACACUUUGCCUGUAUACAUCAAUGAACAACUUCCUACCUAUGAAUCUAUUGUAAAGACUUAA
Messenger RNA from Gilbertella persicaria, 1167 nucleotides. RefSeq lists its product as uncharacterized. The record is from RefSeq and is a predicted model, not a curated record. Bases 1 to 1167 code for a protein of 388 amino acids. NCBI's taxonomy places the organism in Eukaryota, Fungi, Mucoromycota, Mucoromycetes, Mucorales, Choanephoraceae. The transcript has 2 exons.